UUGUGCUCAUUAAAACAUGACACCAACCACUAGCCAAGAAUGAGGAAACAAGCCAAAGCUUACACAGUACAACUGCAUUCUAAAAGUGAUGCGUGCAUUCUCAUGUGUCAGAAGGAGCUCCUUGUUUCCAGUAAGUUUAAAACUGGUUCAUCACUCAGGAGUUCGGAAUGUUACAAGCUGCCACACUUCUUGAUAGGUAACAUUAGUCACAAAACUUCAUGCUGAACCACUGUUAUAAAACAACAGUAUUUUUUUGUUUUUUAUACACUUGGACGAAAUGGCCUCUAAGCUGUGGACAAAGGAGGAAAUUAGCUGUCCAGUCUGUUUGAACACCCUAACAGAGCCUACAACUCUUCCAUGUGGACACAACUUCUGCCUCGACUGUAUCAGAAAAUGCUGGGAUGAGAGUGGUAGUAUCAGCAGCAGAAGCAACGCGGUUUCCUGCUGUCCUUACUGUCGAGAGACAUUCAGAUUGCGCCCCACACUGACUAAGAACUCAAUACUGGAAAAGAUGGUGGAGAAGCUAAAGACUACUUUACUCGAUACCUCUCCUGGGUAUGUGUACGAUGGGCCUGAAGACGUGGUGUGUGACGUGUGUACUCUUCUAGGGUCCGGGAGGAAGGCAAAGGCUGUGAGGGCCUGUCGGGAGUGUAAGCUGUCCUACUGCCAGUCUCACCUUAGAGCCCACCUGGAUAUCCUUCUGUUACAGAAGCACACUCUGGUGGGUGUGGUGGUCAAGGAGCUGCAACUGGAGAAGCUGUGUCCCCAGCAUGACAAACCGCUGGACUUGUACUGCAGACUUGAGAGGAGGUGUAUCUGUUCUCUGUGUGCAGUUGAGGAACACAAAAGCCACCAAACUGUCUCCGCUGAGACUGAACGGGCCAAGAAACAGGCACUGUUGGCAGUGGAACAGAUCAAAUCCAACAGUAAACUCCAGAUGAAAGAGGAGCUGCUGACACAACUGGGAGAUGCUGCGGGAUCUCUUAAAGGAUUUGCACAAGCUGCAGUGGAGGUCAGUGACAUGAUCUUCGUUGAGCUGAUCCACUCCCUAGAAAAGAGGAGAGCAGAGGUGAGGGACUCCAUCAAAGAUAGGGAGAAGACUCUGGCUGCUCAGGCAGCAAGAGCAGAGACACGACUGAGACAGGACAUAACAAUACUGCAAAGGAGAAACAGCGAUCUGGAGAAACUCGCCCAAACACAAGACAGCAUACUCUUUCUCCAGAGGUGGCAACCCAUCAGCCUGCUGCCGGAUCGUGAACCUAGUGUUAUCAGUGAAAGACAUUCAUUUGGAGCUGUGAUGUCAAUUAUCACUGAAUUCAAGGAGCUGCUUAAGGACAUGAAUGUUGACUUCUUAGAAAAGAUUAAACAAGCAGUUGCAAAUGUGGACAUUUUGGAAUCUCCAGUACCCAUGACCAAACCUCAGGGCAGGCAAGUGAGAAGAGCCCAUUCUGAAUGCCAGCCAAUGCCACCGGUGCCAUUGCAAAAAGCAUGGAGCAUAAGCAGAGAUUUCACAUUUGGAAUUCCUAAGACCAGACCCGACUUCUUACACUAUGCUUUUCAACUCACUCUAGACACUGAUACAGCACACCGCAACUUGUGCUUCUCUGACCAGAACCGCAAGGUGACUCUGGUCAAGUCCAGAGGUCAAUCCAGGACCAGGUCACGUCUCCCGAAGACCUUUGACUUCUGGGAACAAGUGCUGUGCUGGGAGGGCUUGACCGGUUCCCGUUACUACUGGGAGGCAGAUUGGAGAGGCAAAGGAGUGUUCAUUGGAGUGACCUAUGAGAGCAUUCAGAGGGGAGGCAGGGGACUAGCGUGUGGCCUGGGGUACAAUGUAAAGUCAUGGAGCUUACAGUGCUCUGACACCAGUUACUCAGCAUGGCACGAUAACAUUGAAACCAAGAUCACUGCCAAGGUCUCAUCCCCUAGAAUAGGGGUUUAUUUAGAUCACAAAGCAGGAAUUCUGUCUUUUUACAGCAUAUCUGACUCCUCCAUGAUUCUGCUCCAUAGUUUUUUGUCAGAGGACUUCUCAGAGCCACUGUAUCCUGGUUUUGGUGUUGGGGUACAAUCCUCGUUGAUACUUUGCCAAUUGGGGAGACAACGACAAUUGAGGACAUAGACAUGCCAAUCACUCUUUGCAACUGACUUGUAAGAUUGUUUCACAUAUUAUUAGGCUAUUUUGCAUUCAGAACGACAAUGAUCCCAAUCUGUAAUGUAUCAAAGUUUUGUAUCAAGCUGCUCAGUGCCAUAUUUGUUAUCCUUAGCUAUCCAAUCUUUUCUGAUCUACAAGUUCCAAGGGGUUAUGGGGGCUUCUGGACAUGGUAUCCCUCAUGGUGUUGAUCACAAGAAUGCUUUAGUAGUAACCACAGUUAAUAACUGUUACAUUCCGGUACAUAGAUACAUGGGAUUUAGAUAGCGCUUCCAAAGACCAAAAGGUGCCUUAUAUUAAUUUCAAAGAAACUAAAAUCCUAACAAAAACACAGCUAAAUUAAACCGAAGCAAAACAGGAAACCAAAAAAAGGCUGCUGAGAGAAUAGUCUAGU
Molecule: messenger RNA, 2543 nt
Organism: Oncorhynchus keta (chum salmon)
Lineage: Eukaryota; Metazoa; Chordata; Actinopteri; Salmoniformes; Salmonidae
Product: tripartite motif-containing protein 16-like
Exons: 8
Coding region: 278-2119 (613 amino acids)
Molecular function (GO): zinc ion binding; protein binding
Source: RefSeq, a predicted model, not a curated record